Glycine soja is the source of this 813-nucleotide messenger RNA. RefSeq lists its product as uncharacterized. The coding region runs from base 42 to 554 and encodes 170 amino acids. Lineage: Eukaryota; Viridiplantae; Streptophyta; Magnoliopsida; Fabales; Fabaceae. The record is from RefSeq and is a predicted model, not a curated record. The transcript has a single exon.
AUCCAACCUAAAAUUAAGAAAACACUAUAUAUUUUCACAACAUGGAGAAAUCGAGAGAAGAAAAGCUUAGGCAAGUUUGGGAUUGUGGCAGCACCCUAUAUGAUUCCUACGAGCUCAACUCCUUCAAACGCCAAUUAAACACGGCAAUAGCGAAUUCCCCGAGCAAUAGAAGAACUCUUUCCAUGUCUCAUUUACCCGAACGUUGUCUCUCAUCACAACCACAACCACAACCACCCAUGUCCAACAACAAGUCUUUCAGGUUCUCUCGAACCUUCCAGAAACUCCUUCGAUUUGUUUUCAAGUCCCGCAACAAACUGAGGAUCUCUAGCACCCGUAGUACUAGUAACAAUAUUAGUACUUUCCAAGUGGCAGAGAAAUAUUCCAAUGACCGUUUCUACGUUGUUUAUGAUAAGUCCGAACCGGUUCUCUCCACAAUUCCCGAACUUCCAGAGUUUGAGGUGGGUGUUCUUUCGCCAGAUAUCACUUCCUUCGUCAGAAAGUCAGCGUCGGAGCGGUUUAUGGCCACCGCUUCUAUCGGUAUUUCGUGUGCUUAACACAAUUGGCUCAGUCUUUAGAUGAUGAUAAUAAUUAUUAUCAUUUCAUGUCAUAACGUAGCAAUUAGCAUAUGUGUAUAUAUAGUGGCUUAAUGCUUUUGUUAUAUAUAUAUAUAUAUAUAUAUAUAUAAGUUUCAAAUUUUAUGAUUCACGACGCAAUUGUUUAAUUUUUAUUUUACAAGGCAACAUUGAAUCCUGGGAUCGCAUACGAAUCUGUAACUUGGACGUUUAUGUGAAUUAUCAUUACUAUUAAAUAAAA